Messenger RNA from Trichobilharzia regenti, 699 nucleotides. Lineage: Eukaryota; Metazoa; Platyhelminthes; Trematoda; Strigeidida; Schistosomatidae. The record is from the annotation of a GenBank genome assembly.
CUGAAACAUUGUAUGGCUGAAGUUUGUUUAUAUCCGUACACCCCAGUCGCGGAAUACUGUUCACUCGGUUUCAAAAUACAAAUCCGUAGUCAAUGGCUGGAGGCAAAGCUGGUAAAGACUCCGGAAAGGCGAAAGCUAAAGCGAUCUCGCGUUCGCAUCGAGCAGGUUUGCAAUUUCCUGUCGGUCGUAUCCAUCGUCAUUUAAAAGCUCGUACUACGAGUCAUGGACGGGUUGGUGCUACUGCCGCUGUUUACUCAGCAGCAAUUUUGGAAUAUUUAACAGCUGAAGUUCUCGAACUUGCUGGCAAUGCUAGUAAAGAUCUAAAAGUCAAACGUAUAACACCACGGCAUUUGCAGUUAGCCAUUCGUGGUGACGAAGAGCUCGAUACACUAAUAAAAGCUACUAUUGCUGGUGGUGGCGUUAUUCCGCAUAUUCACAAGUCCCUUAUUGGAAAGAAACUACCUCCACCUAAGCCACUUGCCAUGUAACCAGAUUCAUGACAAUUGCAUUUCAUUGUAUCUUGCAUUACUAUCCUUUAAUUUUAUUGAUGUGCCACUGUAUUUUAUCUAUAUAGAAACUUAUCUUUUCUCAAAUGUCUGAAAUAUGCUGUUAUAUAUGUCAAGCUAUAGAUGCAUUAAAAUCUAUUAUUUUGUAUUUCCUGUGAAAAAUUUAUAAGUAUAUGUGCUGAAAUACCCAUCA